Molecule: messenger RNA, 6138 nt
Organism: Mobula hypostoma (lesser devil ray)
Lineage: Eukaryota; Metazoa; Chordata; Chondrichthyes; Myliobatiformes; Myliobatidae
Product: 1-phosphatidylinositol 4,5-bisphosphate phosphodiesterase delta-1-like
Exons: 16
Coding region: 1-3915 (1304 amino acids)
Biological process (GO): lipid metabolic process; phosphatidylinositol-mediated signaling; release of sequestered calcium ion into cytosol
Molecular function (GO): phosphatidylinositol-4,5-bisphosphate phospholipase C activity; calcium ion binding
Source: RefSeq, a predicted model, not a curated record
AUGGACAGUAGUAUGAUACCAGCCCUGCGAUGCCAAGAAGCUCGGAGACAAUGCAAGGGAUCUGUCAUUCCCUGUCCGCCACCACGUUCUCAGGGUGAGGGUAGCCUGGAUUUCCAGGAAGGUUAUUCAGAGGAAGGAGCUCUGAAUAGGAAACCAGAGAGCCAGAAUAUUGGGGGUGAUAAUAUGGAAGAAGGGGAUGAAGGAAAGCAGCAUGGAAUUAGUUUACUAGAACAGCCAGAUGGAAAGCCAGGUCCCGAGCUAGCUGUUGGGGCCGCUGUUGCCGCCAGCCUCUGGGCCCGCAGGAAGAAUGCCAGGAAGGGCCCCCAAGCUGGGGAAGCUGAGCUCGGAGCAGGCGUCGCCCAGCAGGACGUUGAGCGAGUGGAGCCAGAAAACUUGGGGUGCUCGAGUCUACCAGUAAUCAUCAAGAUGGAAAAUCUGGAAGCUGAAAGCUUGGCUCCUGAGGUUAGAGAGUCAGAACAUGAAACUGAAAAUUUGUGUCCAGGUGAGGGUAGCCUGGAUUUGCAGGAAGGUUAUUCAGAGCAAGGAGCUCUGAAUAGGAAACCAGAGAGCCAGAAUAUUGGGGGUGAUAAUAUGGAAGAAGGGGAUGAAGGAAAGCAGCAUGGAAUUAGUUUACUAGAACAGCCAGAUGGAAAGCCAGGUCCCGAGCUAGCUGUUGGGGCCGCUGUUGCCGCCAGCCUCUGGGCCCGCAGGAAGAAUGCCAGGAAGGGCCCCCAAGCUGGGGAAGCUGAGCUUGGAGCAGGCGUCGCCCAGCAGGAAGUUGAGCGAGUGGAGCCAGAAAACUUGGGGUGCUCGAGUCUACCAGUAAUCAUCGAGACGGAAAAUCUGGAAGCUGAAAGCUUGGCUCCUGAGAUUAGAGAGUCAGAACAUGAAACUGAAAAUUUGUGUCCAGGUGAGGGUAGCCUGGAUUUCCAGGAAGGUUAUUCAGAGGAAGGAGCUCUGAAUAGGAAACCGGAGAGCCAGAAUAUUGGGGGUUAUAAUAUGGAAGAAGGGGAUGAAGGAAAGCAGCAUGGAAUUAGUUUACUGGAACAGCCAGGUCCCGAGCUAGCUGUUGGGAAUUUUCCGUCAGAGGUGGCUGUCCCAACAAUGAACCAAGUGUUCAAAAACGGAGAUACCUGGGAUGAGAACAUGAUAAAUGAAAUUAAGGAUGAAGGAAUCAUUGCUGAGGAGGAAGUGAAUAAUGAAAGGAAAGACAAUGUAAUUGUGGGAGAAGAGAAAGUGGGACUUAAAAGAGGGGAUCGAGGAAUGAGCAGUGAAGAACAAGUGCAGAACGAUGAACAGAGUCCAGAGUGUGGAUCAGAUGACACCACAAAGGUGGGUGACAGAAGAGCUCCAUUGAGUGGAAGAUUGCAAUCAGUAGGAAAGUUUCUUGGCGUUAAGAAACGAAGGUAUGCAGAGGUGAGAUUGGCUGAGGACGGGAAGACAGAAUACAAGAGAAGAUGGCCAAGAACAAAUCAAAAACUCCACAGAGAUCGGCAAAGAUGUGAACAAGAGGGCUGCCGAGGUGAGGGAAUGGUGCCCGCUGAUAUGACACUGCAGUCAAGAUUCUGCAAAGAGGAUUCAGUUCACAUCACAAAAUAUACAGAAGAUUUGAAUGCAAACUCUCACAAAGAAGCUGAAGAAGACUUCAACGAAGAAGAUCUUGAAGUCAUGCUCAAAGGGAGCCGUCUGCUGAAAAUUAAGUCUCAUUUUUGGAUGAAGUUCCGUUAUUACAGGCUCCAGGAGGACUGUCAGACGGUGUGGUAUGACUCUCAGAAAAUCUUCAAGAGAGCCAGGAACCAAAUUUUCUCCAUCGCUGACAUCCAAGAGGUGAGGGCAGGCCACUGGUCAGAGGUGAUAUUGGAGAAGCGCACAGAUUGCAGCUUCUCCAUCCUCUUUAAGGAGAGGAACACUAAACUGGACCUGGUGGCCAGCAGCGCUGAGGAGGCCCAGCACUGGGUCAAUGGCCUUACAAAACUGAAGAUCAGAAACUCCAGCAUGAAACGGAGAGAGCAGCUGGACCAAUUGUUCCAACUUUACCUGCAGAAGGCCAAUAUUGAUAAGAACGCCAAAAUGACGCUGGAAGAAGUGAAGCAGUUUAUGCAUAUGAUGAAUAUAGAAGUGGAUAGUAUGCAUGCAAUGGACCUGUUCAAGAAAUGUGACAAGGCGAAAGACGGUACCAUCUGUGGCAGGGAGAUUAAAGAGUUUCAUCACAUGCUCACGGACCGCAAGGAGAUCACCACCAUCUUUGAUUUCUACUGCAACAAGGAGCAGCUGAUCAGUGUGGGAAAACUCCAGGAGUUCCUAUGGAAGGAACAAAGGGAGAGUGUGACGCAGGAGAAUGCAUCACAUCUCAUCCAGAUGUAUGAAUUAAACGAGGAAGCGAAGCGUCAUUUCUUCAUGACCAAGGAUGGAUUUCUGUUCUUCCUGAUGUCACCGAGAGGGGACAUUUUCAACCAAGAACACGACAAGGUUUACCAAAACAUGACAAAGCCACUCGAUCAAUAUUAUAUUUCUUCCUCUCACAACACCUGCCUGCUCAGAAAUCCGCUGGACGGUUCCAGUAUAACCGAGACCUUCAUUAGUGAACUGAAUAAAGGCUGCCGCUGGAUGGAACUGGAAUGCUGGAAUGGACGGAACGGUGAGCCUGUCAUUUAUCACGGCUUCGCCCUCACCUCAGAAGUCCUCUUACGGGACGUCAUGGAAGUCAUAAAUAAUUAUGCCUUUACGGUCACUCCUUACCCCUUCAUCCUGUUCCUGAGGAGCCAUUGCAGCAUAGAACAGGAGAAGGUCAUGGUGCAGGUCAUGGAAUCUAUCCUGGGGGACAAGCUACUCUACAAGCCCUUCAUUGGGACGAUGCCCUCACCUGAGGAACUGAAGGGAAAGAUCCUGGUGAAGCUUAAGAGAGUAAACCGAGUGAUCGGUACAAUUGUUGAGAACGAGGAAGCCUUGGACGAAGAUGAGGCUGCUGAAAUGGAGGAGGUCGCAAGAAAGCAGAAGUCUCAAGAAAAGGAUGCAAAGCUCAACAAAGUCAAGGAGUUGCCCGGCGUGCUCAUCUACUGCAAAAUGAUCCACUUCAACAGCUUUGAGGGUGCCAUGAGCAACCAGGUCUUCUAUGAGAAAUUGUCCUUCAUGGCAAACAAGUUCAGUGACUUGGUGCAGAACUCGGGCUCCACUUUCCAGUGCGAUGCCCAACAGCUGGACAGGGUAUAUCCAGAAGACGGGAGGACCGACUCGUCUAACUACUCUGCCAUUGACAUGUGGAACGCCGGCUACCAGAUAGUGGCCCUGAAUUUUCAGACCUUUGGGCAGGAGAUGGACAUCUACCAGAGUAAAUUUCGAAACAACGGUUUCUCUGGUUAUAUCCUGAAGCCUAAGUUCCUGAGGAAGCGCAAGACAACGUGUGCCUCAAGGAUCCAGAUGAGACUCUGGCUAAACAGAAAGAAGCUGAGCGUGCUGUCCCCGAUUGUUAAUACCAUCCAGUCAUCAAAUACAUUAAGUUACUGUUGCACCAGUCGACUCUCACAUCAUGUCCUCGCCUCUCCACAGGUCAUCUCUGCCCAGCAACUCCCCAAAACAAACAAGGCGAAACCCGGCUCGGUGGUGGACCCACUUGUGAAGGUGCAGGUUUUUGGAGUCAAAGACGACAAUGAUCAGAAAGUGACGCCACAUGUUUCCAACAAUGGUUUCAACCCCAUGUGGAACACAUACUUUCAGUUCGACGUGUGUGUGCCCGAGCUGGCCUUUGUUCGUUUCUUGGUUCAGGACUUUAACGACUCCUCGAGGAAUGACUUCAUCGGACAGUUCACACUACCAUUCACUAGCUUACAGCAAGGGUACCGCCACAUCCACCUUCUGUCAGCAAACGGCGACCCCCUGCCCGCAGCCUCACUCUUCGUCAACAUCAGGAUCGACUGAAUCCUCACCGCCAUGAUCUCCUCCGCUGGGAUUCCUGACUCACCAGGAGCUGGAACAGAGAGUCCUCUUGAGCAGCUGGAGAAGGACAGAGGGACAGCUGGAUUGGGUUGGGGUAGAUUGAAAGAAAGAACAGGGAAGUGGGAGGGGGGAGGGUGAAACAGAGAGAAGGGGAUUGGGGUUGUUUCUGGGGUCUGAGAAUGGACUUCUCAAAUGUACUUCCUGACCUUUUCAUUAUCUGCAUGUAUUCACAUUUAACACUGGUCAGAGGACAGAGAAGAGAUUACUCACCAAGUCAGGAGCUGAUCGAUGGCAAACAUUGUGAGAUUCUCUCCACAUGUUAAUUAAAAAUAAUUUUACCACACUCACCAUUUAUCCUUGUCUUCUUUGGGAGAUAGUGAUAUGGGGAGGUUAAAAUGGGAAUGUUUAUUUUGGAAUUGUGCAGAGCACUAGCGUACAUCACAGGUGGAGGAUUGUGCAUUCUUCCAGUCAGCACAUGUCAAGAAAGAUGUACAAUGUAAAAAGAAGUGGUUCCAACACCACCCCCUGCAGAACACCACCAGUCACCAGCAGCCCAUCAGAAAAAGGCUCCCUUUAUUCCUACUGUGCCUUCUGCCCAUCCACUCAUGCUGGUAUUUUUUCUGUAAUAUCAUGGGCCAUUACCUUGUUGAGCAGUCCAUGCAGCACCAUUUCAAGUGUUCUGAAAAUCCAAGUAAGCAACAUCCAACGCUACUUAUUGCUCGUUUUUAAAAUACAUUCAUGGUGUGUGUUCAGUAAAAUUAUGGUGAGAUGUUCAAGUUCAUUUAUUGUCACAUCUUACAGUUGUUCGUUUGGCUGCCACCCUGAACGUAUCCGAGAUGUGUAAGAAUCACCCUCCCUGUCUGUAUGGGACUGAGUUAGUUCCCACCGAGCUAUUGCGCUCUGUCAGUGGUAUGGAAGUCAAAUGCAAUGUUAGUACUCAUUUUGAGAGAGGUCUCGGAUGUAAUGCAGAGAAUUCAUAAGGCAUUGGUCAGACCACAUUUGAAGUAUUGUGAACAGUUUGGGGCCCCUGAUCUGAGCCAGGAUAUGAUGGCAUUUGUGAGGGUCCAGAUGCAGUACACAGGAAUGAUCCCGGAAGUGAAAGGGUUUAUACAUGCGCAACUUCUGAUAACUCUUCCCUGUACUCGCAAGAGUAAGAAUCUGCCGUAGGCUUUUCUUAAUGAGAUUUUCUACAUACUUUGUACACCAUGGUUCUUUAACUCUACCACCCUUUCCCUGCCUCAAUAGAACAUACCUAUGCAGAACUCCAUACAAAUGUUUCCUCUCACAUUCCAAAGAUAAACGUACUUUGCUGAUUUCAUUUGAUGCAAAACGUGACAUUUAACUGUAUCCUUCAAUGUACAUGUGACUAAUACGUUCAUCUUCAAUAAAACAUCCCACCUCCUCAACUCAAUGCCCUGACUGUUGAAGGCAGCAAAUUGCCUCUUUCAAAAGUUUCCUUCUGGAAAGUACGACAGGGAUAUUAACACAAAAGCAUCAUGCCAACCUAAAAUGUUUGUUCUCCAGCCAGUGACAUGUGACCGGAGGGCCCAGAGUAAACCCACGCAUUCCACAGUGAGGAUGUAUCGGGACACAUUCCAGAGGACACCAGAACGCAACACAUUUCACUCCACGUUUCUCUGUACAUGUGGUAAAUAAAAGAAUCUGAAUCUAAAUGACUGAAGGAGGGAGGGAGUGAAUGAAUGAAAGGAGAGUGCGGAAGAGGGAGUGAGCAAGCAUAGGUGAGGUGAGCAAGCAAGUGAGUAAGAGGGAGUGAAGCUGAGAGGAAGGAGGGAGAUAGUGAAUAUGUGAAGAAAGGGAGAAUAAGUGAGUGUGGAGGCAGUGAGUGAAGGAGGAAUUGAAUGAGGGGAAGGGGGGAGAGUGAGUGGGGAUGAUGGAGCAAGUCAAGAAAUGUGGGGUCACUGGGUGAAUGAAUAAGGAAGAGAGAGACUGAAUGAAUUGACAAGGACUGGAAGGAAGAGGGGACCCACCUUUUCUUUAAGCUUCUGCUGACUUACAUUCUUCCUCCAUUUCAGCAGCCUCAUGUCUAUAUAAGUCCUCCCUGUUCUCAUCAAUUUCAUCUGCUAGUUAAUUUACCCUCUGGACCUUCACCAAGAUCUUUCCCUUUAGUUGCUACACCCAUCACAAGGCCAAGAAGCAACCAAUCAGUGAGCAUAGAGUCAUACAGCACGGUAACAGGCCUUUCAG